Molecule: messenger RNA, 1170 nt
Organism: Volvox carteri f. nagariensis
Lineage: Eukaryota; Viridiplantae; Chlorophyta; Chlorophyceae; Chlamydomonadales; Volvocaceae
Exons: 6
Coding region: 1-1170 (389 amino acids)
Biological process (GO): phospholipid translocation
Cellular component (GO): plasma membrane
Molecular function (GO): ATPase-coupled intramembrane lipid carrier activity
Source: RefSeq, a predicted model, not a curated record
AUGGACCCUGAGCAUCCAUCAUCAUCCGAAGCGCAGCAGCGCCCUAUUGUGCAUAGACUGGCCGUAGAACCUCUUCGCCGCCUAGCCCAGGCCUGUUGGAGCUGCGGACCCCAGCAUCUAGCGUACGAGUCGACGCUCCGAAACCAACCACAGCCACGGCAGCCCCAACUGGAAGCCGGUUCCUGUAGUGGUUUCGGAGCGGACGCGGCAGUGGUGACCGCCGCCGGCUGGGCCGGCACAGCUCCAGGGCAUGGACCCCGUCCGUCUGUACAGCCAACGGUCCAACCGCCGCAACCGCCGUUAACGAAGCAUGGGCUUGAUUCCCAGGGUCAGUGGCGCGUGGUUUUGGAUGUUCAGGGAGAGCUCCGGAACCGACCAGGAGCAGGAGGUGGAGGGUUUUCGGAGCGAGUGAAAAAGUGGUGCGAGUCACUGUGCGUUGGAACGAUUGCGGAGGUGCUAUGGAAAGACGUGCGCGUUGGAGAUGUGCUAGAGCCCAGUGCCGUACAGCCUCCUCCCCUGCGGAAUACUGCGAGGCAACUGCUGGCUGAUAGACCGCGGCCGAGGGAGAGCCCUUUUCGGCUUCCAAGCAGAGCUGACUGCCCUCAUCCCCGCUCCCGCCUCCUCAUGAUUCCCCUCUCCCUUGUCCCUGUUCAUGAAAAUAAUUUGCCAUCUACUUCUUGUCGCCCUGUCGUGAAAAUCAGGUACGAGACGGUCCUUACUGGAGUCCGCGGACUGGUGCUGUGCGAGGGCCCCAGCCGCAGCCUCCACUCCUUUGCAGGCGGCCUUCAGCUAGAGCUUCCACCGCCACAACCACCAGUGACGAUGGUGCUGACCCACGGGUCGGAGCCCCCUGGCGCCAUUGCGACCCGGCGGACGGGGCGGGAGGACAGGACGGCCGCUGCAGAGGAGCCGGCGGCGGCUGCGGCUGCGGCGGGAGGUGGUGGUGGUGGCGGCGGCGUAGGCUGCGGUGGUGGCGGUAGUGGCGGCACUGCCUCUGACGCCAUUACAUCGCCGCCGGCGCCUGUGCCUCUGGCGAUGGAUAACCUGUUGCUUCGGGGCUGCGUAUUAAAGAACUCUCCGUAUGUGUUCGGGCUUGCGAUUUACUGCGGGAACCAAACGCGGAUCCAGAUGAAUGCCGUACGCCCAUCCUUGAAGGCAGGUCUGGGAUGA